AUGAAAAAAGAAAUAUUCGAAAGCAAAAUCAAAUCAGAAAGAGAAGAAGCUACCAGUCAAAAUGACGACGGCAUGAUGACGAGAUCAGCGAAGGGUUUACAGCGGUGGAAGAUUGAAGGUGAUGGUUUCGAACGGGGACAUGAGCUUGAGACAAGAGUUAUUGCGCAGAUUCUGGCGAGGUUCGAAGGUUGGUGCAUGAUCAUUUUUGUGCAAAUUUUAGACAGUUUAGGUGUAGAUUCUGGACAGGUUUGGACUGGUAUAGCAGUGUGGUAUAGCAGGGAAAUGAUGCAGGUUUUGGAAUGGUUCUUAUACAGGUUUUAG
Molecule: messenger RNA, 321 nt
Organism: Vicia faba (fava bean)
Lineage: Eukaryota; Viridiplantae; Streptophyta; Magnoliopsida; Fabales; Fabaceae
Source: the annotation of a GenBank genome assembly